This is a messenger RNA of Achroia grisella, 4041 nucleotides long. RefSeq lists its product as uncharacterized. The transcript is spliced from 15 exons. The coding region runs from base 594 to 2564 and encodes 656 amino acids. The record is from RefSeq and is a predicted model, not a curated record. NCBI's taxonomy places the organism in Eukaryota, Metazoa, Arthropoda, Insecta, Lepidoptera, Pyralidae.
AGUGUAAGACAGACAUCUGUGUGAGUGAGAAAUGGCCGAUUGAUUAGUGUUGGAAACAGAGUGACCGUCGUGGUUCGCUUCGUGUUCUAUUUUAAUAUAAUUAUUCCUGUUUUGGCAUAAUUAGGCAAAAGUAAGUGCAAUAGUGCGAAUUCAUGUGUAUUAACAUUGUGUUUUUAUAACAGUGAAGUAAAUUUUGUGUAGGUGUGAAUCAAGAAUUUGUUAACUACGAUUUCAUUUGAAGUUUAUUGUUGAAAUGUGAAAUAUCGCGAGCCAAUGCGGUGGGUUACCCUCAUUAGGACUGGCUGGUGCCUCAUGCUGAUAUCAAAUCGAUAGCCAGGGCUGCUAAUAACUCCGGCAGCUAUGCGACUGUGCCACGACGCGCAGCCGUCUCGCAGACGCAACCCUGAUGCCAAGUUAUUCACUCCACGUUUUACAUAAAUAGUGUAUAUUGAAAUAUUUGUGAUUCAUUUACAAGUGCGUUAUUUUAACACACAUGUGAAGUGUAGUGUUGGUGAUCGUGUUUUAUCUGGACUCCUCCGGUCGUAACCGAUUUCGGGUGGCUCGGUGGACCGCGGCCCGAUGUUGGCUGCGUCAUGGCGUUCAUGACGAAGAAGAAGCGAUACAAGUUCGGCGUGCAGUGCUGCCUCGAGGAGUUGACAGAGGUUCCGUUCGUUUCGGCGGUGCUGUUCGCCAAGGUCAGGCUGCUCGACGGCGGCAACUUCCAGGAGCACUCCAGCAGGGAGGAGGUGCGCAACCACGCGGUGCGGUGGAACGCCGAGUUCUCGUUUGUAUGCAAGAUGUGCGCCAACGCGAACACGGGCGUACUGGAGCCGGCCCUCAUGAGGGUCUCCGUGCGGAAGGAGUGCAAAGGUGGACGGUCGUACCAGAAGUUGGGAUUCUGCGACGUGAACCUGGCGGAGCUGGCGGGCGCGGGCGAGGCCACCAGGCGUUGUCUGCUGGAGGGGUACGACCCGCGCCGCCGCCAGGACAACUCAGUGCUGCGGCUGCGCAUCAAGAUGAACAUGAUCUCAGGGGACCCACUAUUUAAAGUGUACUGCCACGACUACAGUCCGGAGCGGAAGCAGGACGCGCUGGAGAACAAGGGCGGUGGUGACAGUGGCACAGAGAGCGCAGCCGGUGCGGACGACGCAGCCAAACUGAGGAGCCUCGAAGGUGUGCACUCGCAGCCGCUGCCGUCGCAGCUGUCGUGCGAGUUGCCGCUGACGGAUGGCGAGCUGGUGCUAUUGGGGACCGCCGCGCCCGACCACACAGCAGGAGCGCUGGUGUGCGCUGGCAGCGGCGGGCGGGCGGCGUGUCUCCAGCAGCAGCAGCAGCACACGCACUCCAGGAACUCCUCCAACACCUCCGGAGACAUGAGCAGCAAGGUGUCAGGGUACGGCAGCUCGGCGUCCGCGGCGUCCGCGCACUCGCGGCAGAGCUCCGAGGGCGAGUCCGCAGACGCAGGCCGACCGCACCACAACAGUAUACGUCUAGAGCGGACCACGACAACCACCACCACACUGUACGUCCCCACGCAGAAUAGCAAGCACGGCGGCCACGCGCGGCCGCUCACCAAACUGAUGCUGGAGAAGACCGUGGUCAGCGAAACGUCCGACGUGUACCUCACGCCCAACACCACGCUCACCGGCCCGCCAGACGUCAUCCCGCGCCACGCGCUGCACUCGCCGCCCUCGGAGGAGUACCGCACGCCAGACUCCACCAUCAUGGAGAACGGUCACGACCACUCGUUCGCGAUGCCAACUUACUUCGACAGCAAGAAGCGCGCCGCAGUCAGCGUGGUCGCGGCCGCCGUGCAGCCGCUCACCAACUUCCAAAUAUUCAAGCAGAAAUCCCUGAACACCAUCCCGGCGCUGCUCGAGAAGACCAAAAAGAACGAGGAGCUGUUCACGAACUUUCCGUUUUUAACGCCGCUCGCGCACCGCAAGAGCUCGCUCGUGUCGAACUCGAACAGGCUGUCCGGCUGCAUAGAGGACGAGUUCUACUGCGUGCCCUCGGAUCCGGAGGUGGACGCCGGCUCGGCGGAGCGCAUCGACGUGCGGCACAGGUUCAAGAGCCUCUCCAACCGGACCCUCAACGAGGAGAAGGUGUUCACGUCCACGCCCAAGGGGGGGGACGCGUACCCGGGGCCGGCGGGGGGGCUGCGGCACAGCUACACGGACCGCACCAGGAACCCGUCGUCGGGCUCCGUGUCGACGGCGUCGGCCUCCGAGGGCGGCUCGCUGGAGCGCCCGCGGCCCGCACUCGAGCGCCGCGCCCGGCCCGCGCCCCCGCCCGACGACGCCCAGCACGUGGUGUCUUGUCGCGUGGAGAACACGCGCGUGAACCCCGACUCCCUGAUCGACGAGUUGCUCGCAGCCACCGACCUCAAGCAGGCCGUCGAUGACUCCGCGGAGAGCUCGGGGCUGCAGCUGUACAUCGGGCGCGACGGAACCGCGGAGCUGGGCUCGCGGCCGCGGCAGCAGCUCGCCAGGAGAGACCUGCAGCGGGUCGUGCUGCACCCCCACGACAACAGGUACACGAGACAACACCCACCCGCCGACUGACACUACGACACCAGCUCGCCAGGAGAGACCUGCAGCGGGUCGUGCUGCACCCCCACGACAACAGGUACACGAGACAACACCCACCCGCCGACUGACACUACGACACCAGCUCGCCAGGAGAGACCUGCAGCGGGUCGUGCUGCACCCCCACGACAACAGGUACACGAGACAACACCCACCCGCCGACUGACACUACGACACCAGCUCGCCAGGAGAGACCUGCAGCGGGUCGUGCUGCACCCCCACGACAACAGGUACACGAGACAACACCCACCCGCCGACUGACACUACGACACCAGCUCGCCAGGAGAGACCUGCAGCGGGUCGUGCUGCACCCCCACGACAACAGGUACACGAGACAACACCCACCCGCCGACUGACACUACGACACCAGCUCGCCAGGAGAGACCUGCAGCGGGUCGUGCUGCACCCCCACGACAACAGGUAGCCACCGGCUUACGAGCGGCGCGAAGCGGACCGGCUUGCGGUAGCGGCCUGCGUCACCCUGCACACGUGACCGCUGCGUAACCGCUGCGUGGUCGCUGCGUUACCGCCGCGCGACCGCUGUUUGACCGCAGCGUGAUCGCUGCGUGGCGCCCGGCCGGAUAUCUAUUUAUUUUGUUAUACGUCUACGGGCGGACCGCUGUGAUGAUGCCGGGACAGUAUUAAUAUGAGAUUCGGUACUACCUGAGUAUAUACCUGAGCGGGGCGCGCGCCGCGCUCGCUGCUACUCAAGUGUCACUCGUGAACUCUGUAGUCUAUGGUAUGACCACGUGUGGCCAGUGCGGUGUGAAGUACAAUGUAAGGUAGCGAGCGCGCCGCCCGCCGCCGCGACUCGUAGCUUGUAUUACUCUCGGUCCCGCUGUGGAUGGCGAAACCAAGCAUAUUUAUUGUUUUUACAUUGAUAAUAUAAUUUAGGCCAUAAAUUAUUUUACAAUUUAUAACUUAAUAAUGUUGAACGAUUAUUAUUAAUAUUAAUAUCCAUAGAAAUUCUAUAAGAAUGGUUGUGUUCGUGCAAUCCGAGCGGUUUUAUAUGAUUUACAAUGUUUUUAUUAUUUUUUAUUGUAAGUAGGCAACUUUUGAAUUGUGUAACGAACGACGCGACGACUGAAUGUUCCUAUAUAUUGAUUGAAUUGCGUGUGUGCUUCCCCCGUUGUCGGCGGACGUGUGGACCGCCGCCCGACCGCGCGGUCGAGAUUCGCUUCCUGAAUUAGUAAACGUGACACUACGACGCUCGCAGCGCGUCGCACUCCGGUCACUAUUUCCAGUGUUCCUUGACAUGAAAUUUUAUCAUUUAGACUGUAUGACUACGCAUUACGAAGUGUAUGGGAUCAAAAUUUGGUUUAAUUUACGAAAUUAUUGAUGAAUGUUUCAGUAUAAAAUAUUAUAUCCGAUAUAACGUUGAAAUAAUGUAGUGAUGUCAUUUUGGUAUGAGUCCUGUGUUUAGGGGCCGUUCAAGUGUUACGUAAGCACUAUU